Molecule: messenger RNA, 3323 nt
Organism: Micropterus salmoides (largemouth bass)
Lineage: Eukaryota; Metazoa; Chordata; Actinopteri; Centrarchiformes; Centrarchidae
Gene: adpgk
Product: ADP-dependent glucokinase
Exons: 8
Coding region: 212-1699 (495 amino acids)
Biological process (GO): glucose metabolic process
Cellular component (GO): endoplasmic reticulum
Molecular function (GO): ADP-specific glucokinase activity
Source: RefSeq, a predicted model, not a curated record
AGCCGCUGCUGCGUGGCUGGCCGCUGGCCGCUGUCUUUCCUCAUCAUCGCGCCUUCAAUGACUUGUACCGACUCGGAAUUCUUCACCCACCUCUCUCCCUCCGCCGCCUCUCUCCCGCAAACUCAAUGCCGUUGAUGUGAUUCACCAGGAAACGGGAUCCUCUUCCUGACUAACUAACUUGGAGCUUAUUAUCGGAGUGUUUGGGAGCAUCAUGUGGAGGAAGGCUUCAGCAGCGGCCCUGCUGGCAUUAGCUGUUGGCUAUUUCUACCAUAGCAGCCCAGACCUGCCAGAGCAGAUUCUGCAGUAUAUCAGCCUUCCAAACUUUCAGUCAUCAUCUCAGAGCCAGAACAGCCUCGAGCAGGUGAUCUCUGCUGCCUGGGAGAAUCUGAUAACUCUGCCGACCCGGCAGUGGAGCAAAGUGGCAGUAGGGGUGAAUGCCUGUGUCGAUGUGGUCGUGUCAGGGGUUGGACUGCUGCAGGCUCUGGCCGUGGAUCCUGGCACAGGCCUGGAUCACGAAGUUUUGCACUCCAAAGAGGACUUGAAGGAAGCCUUCAUCCAUUAUAUGGGGCGUGGAGCAGCUGCAGAGCGCUUCUUCAGCGACAAGGAAGUCUUUCAGAGGAUUGCACGUGCAGCAGCAGAGUACCCCGGUGCGAAGCUGUAUGUGGGAGGUAACGCUGCCCUCAUUGGUCAGAAGCUUGCCACCUACCCUGAUCUGAUGGUUUUGUUAUGUGGACCUGUUGGUCCUAAACUUCAUGAGAUGCUGGAUGAGCAGAUAGUUGUUCCCCCAGACUCUCUGCAGGAGACGGAUGAAUUUCACCUCAUCCUGGAGUAUAAAGCAGGUGAACAGUGGGGUUCAACUCAGGCACCUCAAGCCAACCGCUUCAUCUUCUCUCAUGACGUGUCUAACGGGGAGAUGAGCUCGCUGGAGACGUUUGUAGCAAGUCUGGAGGACUUUCAGCCUGACCUGGUCGUCCUGUCUGGGCUCCACAUGAUGGAGGGUCAGGGCAGACAGCUGUGGGAGGAGCGACUGAAAGAGGCUGUGUCAGCCAUAUCUGACAUUCGUAAAGAUAUUCCCAUCCACCUGGAGCUGGCCAGCAUGACCGACAAAGACUACAUGAACAGCAUCAUGCAGGAGCAGGUUUUGCCCAUAGUCAGCUCCAUUGGGCUGAACGAGCAAGAGCUGCUCUUCCUCUCUCAGGCUGGUGGCGGACCUCAUGCAGACCUGGCUGCCUGGAAGGGCAUUCCAGAUGUGGCCCGAGUCAGCGACAUCCUCCUCUGGAUCCUGGAGCAGCACGGGCGUAGCGACCCAUCAUCUGAAGCGGAACUAACUCGUAUUCACUUCCACACACUGGCCUACCACAUCCUGGCUACAGUGGACGGAUACUGGGGGAACCAGGCAUCAGCAGUGAUGGCUGGAGCCCGAGUGGCCAGCAGUCAGGCCUGUGGUCUUGAGUCUGUUGACGUUAGCAAAGUGGAGCUCAAAGCCCCACUAGAGUUUCACAGCUCACACAGCGAGCCGCGAGAGAAGCUGUCCCUAAACCCAGCAGAGCCUGCUGCUGUGUGGCGCAGAGGAAACGUCACCUUCCACCUGACGCCGGUGCUGGUCUGCAAACAGCCACUUCGGACAGUAGGGCUUGGCGAUGCCAUCUCAGCAGAGGGACUAGUUUACUCAGAGUUGAAGACUCAGCAGCCCUUCUGAGGUUUGCUAGAAGCUGACACUCCAUUUGUCUGGAAAACGUGUUUCUAAACUUGUUCAGAACCUCGGUGUCCUGAAUCAGGUUCUGUGUCUUCCUUCCUGAAGCUCCACUGAGUUUAGUAAUGUGAUCGAUGGUGAUAGUUUUAAAAUUUUGCCUGAUGACUCCUCCAGCCUGCUCCGGCCCUCUCUGUUCUCCCUCCUCUAAUCUUCCAGCAGACACAGAAACUGAGGCAGAGCUUUACAGAAGUGGACCGGGCUGUGAGGUGGCCAGACUCUAUGCACUGUGUGCAGCUCAAAGCCAUCUUCACAAACUCCAAAGAGUUUUGUUCACCAGGCUCACCUAAUUUACUUUGACCUGCCUAUCUUCAGUAUGCUGUGCCUUGAGAAACGAAAUUAGAAAUUUUUAUUAUUAAAUAUCUUAUUCAUAUUUCAGAGCAAAACUAAAACAAGCUUAAGCAUCACAUCAGUUACCCUUCUCAGAUAGCUAUAUGUGCACACACAUAAACAAUUGUGUUUGACUGGAAACUGAUGAGCGUCUUACUAUAUGGUCGAAUCUAAGUGGUAUUCUUGAUAUUCUGUGUUUCUUAAACUUUUUGUAUAUUCACGUCAAAUAUUUACUAGAUCACUGAAACCUCAUUCUCCCAUGGAUAUCUUGACUUCUUUACGUGUAAUAACUGUUAUCGAUAUACUUGACAUUUUUGUUAUUUGUCCUGAGAGGAUCAAAAUACUAGCAAAUGUGACAAAGUGUGUGUUUUUUCAGUUUUUUGGUCUAAACACUCCCACUAUAAAGAUGUUUGGAAACUACGUGGCACAAAACAGUUGUUAUAGAGUUAUCAUAAUCUCUGUUGGCUGCUCUACGUUAUAAGUUCCUGAUCCAGCGUCUGUAUACAUUUUUGAUCAAAUAAUGAAAUGUUACGCUUAUAAAUGCAAAAUUAAAUGUGGUUUAGAAGGUGAUCUUUUAUUUAUGCAGUAAAGCUCAGUUUACACUCAGAUGCCAGCUUGUUCACCUAAAGGUUCCAUUUGCAAUUAAAUGUAAAAUAUAAUUCCAAAAAGAGGCAUAGGACAUAUGUUAUCAGGGUUACUGUACUUGUUUGUUUACUUUGUACAGCAUUUCAGUUCCUGCUUUUCCUCACUUAUAAAAUGUGAGUAUGUAACAUGAUCGGCUAGAAACCCUUAAAACUGGCCAGUGUAACAUACUGUAAGAAAAGCUUCCUGAUUUAAAUUCUAGCAUAAAAGUACAUUAUGCUUUUUCAUGGGUUCGUUGUUUUUAGCUUGCUUGGGAACGCCCACAUCAUGUUAGAUGUAUAGUAUGAAACUGUCAGAACAAUGUAUUUGUAUACCUCACAUGGCUACUGAAGGCAUGCGAUAAUGGAGUCUUAAUGGAAACGUACAACAACAAAGAUGUAUGGCAUUUUAUUUAGCAGAAUUAAUUCUUUGCACUACUAGGAAGUGGCAGGUGUACCUGCAAAGGUGAAUGUAACCUUAACUCCGAACCCCCCUUUUAUUUUUUAGCAAUGACAAUCUAUUCAAUUUUCCUCAUUUCAUAGUCUCAUGUUUUUAACAUUUGUAACUGUCAACAAGUUUCAUUUACUUGUAGUUUGUCAUUAAAAUAUGUACGAGAGUAGUG